Messenger RNA from Exophiala viscosa, 1100 nucleotides. Its product is annotated as pre-rRNA-processing protein PNO1. Gene Ontology annotation, cellular component: nucleolus. Gene Ontology annotation, molecular function: RNA binding. Lineage: Eukaryota; Fungi; Ascomycota; Eurotiomycetes; Chaetothyriales; Herpotrichiellaceae. The transcript has a single exon. The coding region runs from base 190 to 966 and encodes 258 amino acids. The record is from RefSeq and is a predicted model, not a curated record.
GUCAACUUUUUGAUCCACCUGCGCCUUGCAUUCGCCCGUGCGGAGAAAAAGAUUUCUUUGCCUUCGCCGAUCCGCCACCACUACCACCACCACCGCAUGAGAGUAAAGACCCAGAACUCUUCUGCAACAGACGACUCUGCUUCAACAACUCACCAGCGAGUCCUUGUAUCAAAUCAAUAAAAUCCCAGAAUGCCUGCUCCCACAGCGCUACAGCGCGCUCCGGAAGCGCUGGCUGACACCGAAGCGCACGACAACUCUGCACUGCAAAACACUGUCGACGAGAAUCUCGAUAUUGAAAUUGUCACAGAGCCACAAAGCACAGACGCCCUUCAAUCUAUAGACGACACGAAUAUGCAGAUAGACGAAGAAGGAAGACCUCGGUUUGCGCCCGCCUCAGAAACAGACUCACCCACAUCCGUACGAAUACAGUCGAGAAAAGUCCCCAUCCCUCCACACCGCAUGUCGCCCUUGAAAGCGAACUGGCCCAAAAUUUACCCUCCGCUCGUCGAACACUUGAAACUGCAAGUACGAAUGAAUAUCAAGUCUAAAGCCGUUGAACUACGGACGUCAAAAGCCACUACCGACGGAGGCGCACUCCAGAAAGGAGCGGAUUUCGUACUGGCUUUCACCUUGGGCUUCGAUGUGGAUGACGCCAUUGCUUUGUUGCGACUGGAUGAUUUGUAUAUCGAGACAUUCGAGAUUAAAGACGUCAAGACUCUCCACGGUGAGCAUCUGGGACGAGCAAUCGGUCGAAUAGCCGGAAAAGAUGGAAAGACCAAAUUUGCCAUUGAGAACACGAGUAAAACGAGAGUGGUGUUGGCGGACAGCAAGAUCCAUAUUCUCGGAGGGUUCCAGAACAUCAGGAUAGCGAGAGAAGCAGUUGUCAGUUUGAUUUUGGGUGCUCCGCCUGGAAAAGUGUAUGGCAACUUGAGAACGGUAGCCAGCCGGAUGAAGGAAAGAUUUUGAGUUGCAGCGCAUGAAGCAUGUUUUACGACUGGGCACGGCCAAGGGAAGAUCUUAUGUCGGCGUUGAAUAAAUUAUUCCACUGCAGCAGGAGUUAGGUGGCUCCUUUGGGCUUUCAUGUGAGAUGCAGAGUCUUU